This is a messenger RNA of Vicia faba (fava bean), 405 nucleotides long. Lineage: Eukaryota; Viridiplantae; Streptophyta; Magnoliopsida; Fabales; Fabaceae. The record is from the annotation of a GenBank genome assembly.
AUGGCGGUGACCAAGGUUGUGUCUCAAGUUCCCAAGAUCACAAGGCCUCCGCUCAAGAUGUCGUCUUUGAAGGAUGCCAAGGCAGUGAUAGAAGAAGCGUCGUUACCCUUCACACAUCACUGUAACCCACUUUAUUCUAUCUUCCGCUCACGAAUCCCUCCACCCUCGAUUUCCACCCUUACGAACAAUUGCAACAAACAACAAUCUACCAUCGUUAAGGAACCGGUUGGGAUUGUAUAUUCAGAGAACUCUUCAAACAGUAAUAAUUUGCUUCGAGGGGAACGUGUAGUAUCCAGGGUAUUGUCAGCUACGAAUGAGGAAGGUCGAGUUAAAGGGGAGAACUCCAUCGAACAUGUCACAUAUGAGGAAGUUUGCUAUAUGGAGGAAGAUUAUUUUGCAUGCUGA